Messenger RNA from Letharia lupina, 2751 nucleotides. RefSeq lists its product as uncharacterized. The record is from RefSeq and is a predicted model, not a curated record. The transcript is spliced from 3 exons. The coding region runs from base 1 to 2751 and encodes 916 amino acids. Lineage: Eukaryota; Fungi; Ascomycota; Lecanoromycetes; Lecanorales; Parmeliaceae.
AUGGGCAAUGUAAUGGACGCUGAGGAGGGCGCAGACAAUCACAGGAGACCAACAAUACUUAUUAUCGCUGAGAACGAACAAAACAAUGCCGGAGCUCGCCAGAGUCAAGGCGAAGGCAACCCGUUGUCUAGAUUACCCGUAUAUUCUUUCCAUGGAGACAAGGGUGUUAUCCAACCACUCAACGCCCCAGCGCGCAACGUAAUAGCGCACACGAGGCCAGCUCUGAUAAAGCAUGCUGUGGCCAGUGCUUUUCGACGCCAGGCGAACAAGAAGGGGCUUUACGCGGAUACAGAUUGUGUUGUACACUGGAAGCCAAGCGCGAUCCCCUUCCACAUUGAGUUUGAGAUAAACGCGUCAAACAACACUUGUCAACACUUGGCAUCUGUCAGGAAUAUCAAAGCUAAAGAUCCAGUCAGUACGCGACCCUACGCUCUUUUGACUGAUCUGACGGGAACAGGACCAAUACAGAGCGACAACCGGUCAAAUUGUACUGCCGAAGACAAGCGAACAUCCGAAACCAUACAGCAUGCCUGUCUCAUCAAAGACCAACAUAUCAGCCUGACUGAGAUUGACAUCAAGACUGCUGAAGCUACGGCUAAAAUGGUCAACGCUGGCAAGAUCGUUGCCGGCCUUCUUGUCUACUUGACGUCACGUAAGCCCCGCAUUGAGGACGUUGUAAUGUCAAAAGAGCCUCCGGUGACAGAUAAUAAGGCCUUUCAGCUCACAGAAAGACCCUUUCCAAAUGCCCCGCAGCGGCCAAAGCCACUUGUAUAUGCAGAUGAAAUCCAAGGUCUUGGGUCAGUAUUGAAGCACAAGCGGGUGGUAUCCAACCCGGAGAAUGGUAUUGAUGGGGUGACGUUCAUCGAACAUUCUACUCUUGGAGAGAACAGCGUACCGGAAGAUACGUCGGCCCUGAAGAAAACCCUGCCCGCAGAGCCUGCUGCUGCGAUAACGUCCUCGAAGGGAGGGAAAGCGUCCUCAUCCAAGAACAAUCAAUGCGGGAAGCAAAUUCGUAACAAGCGAACCAGGCAUGAAGCCAUUUCCAGUGUGAGCGCCUACCCAACGCAGCGACCUCCCCGCAAGAAAUCCGCAAGGAAAUCGAUUACUACUGAAGAUUCUUCAGAGGGGAGAAGGCCUGGUCGUGAAGAGUGUGACCUAAGCCAAGUGUCAGCGACUCGGUCGCUCAAUCUAGAUAACGGAGAAACCACACCAGAGCAAAAUUUGAUCGCCAAGGAAUUGUCACAGAAGGCCCUUACCUCUCCAGUGUCCGCUUCGAAAGAACACAAGGAGCCCAGAGCUCAUACAGCAAAGGAAGUCCUAAAUCUAGAACAGAUCGCAUUAGACGUCAUAUUUUCCCCAGGCGACAUUGUCUGUUGUGAGGAUCUGAUCACUACCGCAGACAAGCCGAUACCCUUCUCUCUAACAACCAAAUCGAUAGACAACAAUGGAAGCGGAGUCCAAGGCCUAUUGUGGGCUUAUGCCAUUGAUACAAAGGUUGACGAAACUUUGGAAGAAGCAGGAACAUGGCUCUGGAGAAGGCCAAAGACAUAUAUCUGUACUCAACCCUUGUUGCGAAUGGAGAAGUUUGGUCAUUCUAUCCUAGCUUCAGUCGUCAUCUCCCACGAGAGAACGGAGAAUGAUGAGCCAAUAAUCGAAAAUGAUGGAAGUGCUGUCCAUAUUGUGCCUCACGAGCAGUGUUGGGAUGAUGUCCGAUCCCACAAGUCUCACCCCGAUUUUCUUGUCCCGGAGAAAUUGGUCGAAUAUCAGGCCAGCGAAGCAGCUGGCUACGACAUCUGGCGCCAUGACAGAGAUCUCCUAGAAUGCCGCAAGCCCGACUGCGAUGCCAUGAUUUCGGAUUACCACCAUUCCGUUGUCGUCUGCCUGGGCUGUGGGCCCAAGAGCAUUGUGCGCUAUUGUUCCUUACAGCAUCAAUUGGAAGACAUCGAAGGACAUUGGGAGGAGUGUGGCACGUGGGAAGGACUCCUACAACGCGUGAUUGACCAUACUACCGCGCCGAGCAAAUUCGCCCGAAUGUAUCCAGCAAUCAAACAGAGGCAUGGAUCGAAAAAUGCCGCUCUGCAUCGUCAAAUGCUCUAUUGCGCGCUUACCUACGGUCAUUAUACGCUAUUCGACUCGGCUUCGAAUCGCUCUGAGACCUUGUGCUGGCCAAAGCAAGAUCCAAAGUGGCCAGAGAUGGACCGACGCGUUGAGCGCCUACUCAACGUCGCCUUUCUCGACAGCUGGAACCACUACGUCUUGGGCUAUCUUUACCGCCUGUUGCGUGAACUUUUGCGAUCUCGAGGCGAAUGGUCCAAACGUACCGAGCGAUCCCUGAAGUUACAAUUCGAGGCAGAGUUCAGCGAUUACAAAGUCAAUACAAGAUGGCACAACGGCGAGGCUCCUUGCCAGUGUGAAUGGUCCGGCAAAAUUCUCCCUCGAUAUGAUCACUUGUCAACAUGCGGGUAUGCCCUAGUAGCGGACGAUUAUGGUCCAGUCCGGCGUCAGAAAUGCAUCGAAACAACGGUUGAAGACUAUGAAGAGAGAUUCUGGAUAUUGAGGGCAUGGCGGCAGCAACAUCCAACGCAGAACAAUUGGCGCUUCAGGGCUGCUGGGCAUGGCUUCAGAGCUAUGGUACCUGAUGAGGAAUGUUAUGACUUAGGUCCAGGUUGGACUGGGUGGGGAGGCGAAAUGGACAAUAUCUGUGCGGAUCAAGAGGAUCACGGAGAGAAGCGCAGUAUGCGGUCAGCUUGA